GCACAGGAAAUGGAAGCAGCUGGGUUGGAUGUCUCGUCUGACUUUCAGGCGAUCUUUAUAAUUUUAUGAGUGUGGAAAGACCUCACUGACAGUGUUUUUCGUGUCCGGUGGACGAAGGAGAAUGGAUUCAGGAAGCGAACGUCGAGGAAUCUACGUGGAUCAGGCGGCCUUGCUUUGCACGAAAGGCUGUGGAUUUUAUGGCAAUUCAGCCUGGGGAGGUCUUUGUUCUAAAUGUUGGCGUGAGGAUCACCAUAAGUCACAAGCCAAGCAGAUUGAGGAUGACCAUGCACUUGCAGCAAGACUGCAACGAGAAGAAGAAGAGGCAGCCUAUGCAAGUAGGAACCAGGGGGCAGACUCAGGAACCUCGCCCGCCCAGCUGAGCAAACCGGAAGAGAAGAGAAACAGUCAAAAAUCUCGCACUGUCCCCUCAGGAAAGAAAUUUUUCACCACGCUUGCAAAGACGACGCUAGGCAGAGAUGUCAACACUCCCAGCCAGCCGCCUCCCACCACGUCCAUCAGUCAGCAGUUACAGGCUACAGAACCUGACCAGGCCACAAGACAGUUCAUCGAUUUCCUGAAGACCAUGCAAAAGCCUGGACGGGACAUUUUUAAACAAUGCCAUUCGUUCUGUCACAGUGUAGCUUACAAAAAGGAUCUUGGCGCAGACGAUCUCUCGGAGGCUGUGCAGGACUUUUACCAGAGCAUGUCUGACCGGCUGCACAAUAUCUACAAAGGGAAUCCAGAGCGGGUAGAAGCAAUAAUGGAUGAAGUGGAGAAGUACAUAACGCUGCAGUUGUAUGAACAGGUUUUCUGUCCUGAAUCUGCAGAGGACGAGGCCAAAGACUUGGCCAUCCAGAAGAGAAUCAGGGCUUUGCACUGGGUUACGGUUCAGAUGCUGUGUGCGCCACUAAAAGAGGAGAUCCCUGCAGUGGCAGACAGUCUGGACAGGGCGAUCACUGAUAUAAUCGAGAUGGAUUCCAAGCGAGUGCCCAAGGAUAAACUGGGUUACGUCACCAGGUGCAGCAAGCACAUCUUCAGCGCCAUUAAGCGCAGCAAGAGAGAGGCCGCGUCGGCUGACGACUUCCUCCCCGUGCUCAUCUUCGUGGUGCUAAAGGCCAACCCGCCUCGGCUGCAGUCCAACAUCCAGUACAUCACCCGCUUCUGCAACCCCAGGCGCCUGAUGAGCGGCGAAGACGGGUAUUACUUCACCAACCUGUGUUGUGCAAUAGCGUUCAUAGAGAAGCUGGAUGCCCGGUCUCUAAACCUGACUACAGAGGAGUUUGAACUCUAUAUGUCUGACCAGGCGUCCCCUGAGAGGCCACAGGCCCGUGGAAUCUCUCUUCCCCCACCCUCUUCAUCACGAAGCGGCCCGAGAGCCGACAGGCCGGAGAACGAUCUCAUCAAUUGGAACGAUGAGGUCGGAGUGGAGGCUCCUGUUCAGAAUGUCCUGGAAGGGCUUCACCUGGACUCCGGCGCUGCGUCCACCUCUGCGAUCGACUCGGACAAUCUAGACAGCGAGGGCUUACCCCCUCCUCUACAGCCUCAGGUGUUUGCUGGGUAGCUCUGUACCAGAUCACCAGUUCCAUCAACCAAGUUCCUCUGUAAAGUUACUGUUGAUAUUUAACACACUCCAGCGUGUGGGCCCUACUGACUGCAGGCCAAUGUGAAGUGGGAGAUGGUGCCCUCACUUAAUCAGCAAUCUUUCACCUUGUCUUUCCGUUAUUCGGGGAAAAGGAUUUGCACAUAUUUAUUUGGUUUCAGCUGAGCUCGACACUCCGCGAUUUUGUUUGUGAUGGAGUUAGCCAACACUCUACAGUGACAGCACACGAGAGGUUUUCUAACCUUUUUAUUUAACACAUUUGACAAGCGUUACCCAUGUGAAGCAAAAUAUUAGGGAGGAAGAAAUGGUAUGUGUACUAGGGAUAGGAAUCAACAAGGUCUAGCCGAUACGAUGUCCGUAUACAUGGGUGCUGAUUCGGUUUGUAUUGCGAAUCUUUUACUAUCACGAUUUUAUGAAUAUCCUGAUUCCAUAUAAUUUUUUAAAAAAUAAUUUUUUGUUGCAAUUUUAAACAAAAAUAAAUAAAUCUUAAAUCAUAAUUUGCACCUGUAACACACAAUGAUGUUCUGUCUGCUUGUAUGUGAAUAGUUUGGAUCAUUUAGUGCUACAGAGGAACUGCAAUAUUUUUCCACGUCAAAAACGAACAUGUACAAAUAAAUAAAUAAAAAUAAUUAAAUUCUGGAGUCAGUGUGGCAAUAAAUGAAUUUCCACACUAAAGAAUCACAUAUUUUGCGUCCAAAGAGGCAGAAUUUCUUAUAUUUUUAAUAUAGUUUUACUGAAUAGCACUCCCAAGUUUUUUUUUGUUUUGU
Molecule: messenger RNA, 2367 nt
Organism: Clarias gariepinus (North African catfish)
Lineage: Eukaryota; Metazoa; Chordata; Actinopteri; Siluriformes; Clariidae
Gene: rabgef1l
Product: RAB guanine nucleotide exchange factor (GEF) 1, like
Exons: 9
Coding region: 122-1561 (479 amino acids)
Biological process (GO): vesicle-mediated transport
Cellular component (GO): endocytic vesicle; cytosol
Molecular function (GO): guanyl-nucleotide exchange factor activity; DNA binding; zinc ion binding
Source: RefSeq, a predicted model, not a curated record